Molecule: messenger RNA, 7837 nt
Organism: Ostrea edulis (European flat oyster)
Lineage: Eukaryota; Metazoa; Mollusca; Bivalvia; Ostreida; Ostreidae
Product: disco-interacting protein 2 homolog C-like
Exons: 39
Coding region: 1103-5800 (1565 amino acids)
Source: RefSeq, a predicted model, not a curated record
UUAGGCAUUAAUGUUUUUUCAGGCCUUUUCGUGAGCGUCAUGUAUUGAAUGUAAAAGUUAUUUUAGGUGACCUAAUAAAUAUUUUUGCUCCAAAUAAAAAAAGAAAACAAAGGAAUAGAGAAGAAAGAAGGGACAUGUUUUUUAGACAAAGACAGUGCUUUAGUAUGAGUGCUGUUGUACUGGGGGCUGUGUUAUUUCUAUAUGCUGAGUAGAUAUUUAUGUAUGGAGAUCGGAGAAGCUGUGCUGUGGUCAGGGAGAGAUUAAAAACUUGGGAGUAUACUGUUUGCUUUAGUGCAUUGUAACGUAAACAUUCUCAGACCUCUGAAAGCAAAGUUUGAUAAGAUGCAAUCCGAAUCUUGUCAGAAUCCCCCCUAAUGGACUUGCAAUCAUUUAUUCUGAUCUGUGCAUGGACAGACUCAUGAAUCAAAAUUAGUAAUUACCACUGAUUACAGAUUUGAGCAAUUCUUUUAAUUAGAUCAAUACACAAUUCUGGAUAAGUUUGCUGUAGUUAUGCUCUGUUGUGGGAACAGAUCACCACGUGUGUAACUCGCAUGAAAAUUGUGUAGACUAGUUCACUUUUUACUCUUGUCUUGAGAUCUGAGAUAUGAUAAGGACUUGCUGCAAUCUUUGUUUUUCUGUAAUUGUCAGAAAAUAAAAUGCUAAUUUCAGACAGAGACUUUGCAUUUCCUGAAGUGUUAUCAGAAAGGUUAAGCAAUUAAGAUUUGAAACAAAGUGAACACAAUCUGCACUCUGUAGAAACAGAAUUUCAUGUAAGGGAAAAUGUUACGUAAAUCAAAUUUAGAUUUUUAAAGAAAAAAAAUCACCUGAGGGGUUGUAUGAAGAUAUCCCAGUGUUGAAAUUCCUCACACAUGUGAUGUUUGGUGGAUAUUUACUUAGCAUGUGUUGAUGUUUGCUGGUGGCUAUAUGUAACAUUUAGUUGAGAGGAGAAAACCUAUGGUACUUCUUUAAUAACUAAUAUUGGUGCUCUUGUAAUCCUUGGUAGUGAGGGGGUUACGUAUUUGUGUGAAGUACAUCAGAAUUUCAAUGUUUUUUGGUAUGGAUGUAAUGGUUUUGUGUUCAAUGGGUUCAGUGUUUGAUUCGGAUGUUUACGGCAGCUGUAUAUUGGUUCUCGCCUAAAGAGCCCAGUGCACCUAGCCCUCAGACUGCUGCUCAGAGAAAGGCACACCGCCGGCUCACAAGGGAAGACAACCGCUACCACUCAGAAAUCAGAACAGAAGCAGUAAUGCAAGCACUCGCUCUACACAACAAAAAACCAGUCGUCCCGCUUCCAUCCAAACGAACCUCAGUUCAAUACCCUGGUCAACAGCAGAGAGCCCGAGAGAGACACGAUUCGUCAUCAGAUGAUGACAGUAUCUUUGGUGACGACCAGCACAGAGAUUUCCAGAGAGGGGGUCGUUACCGGGACAGUGGGGCCAGUUCUUCGUCGUACUCUGAUGCUAGUGCCUCCCCACAUCAUGGGGGUAGGGGAGGAGACAGUCGCCCUCACAGCGCUGCCUAUGCCAUCCCCGGGAACACCUCCCGACAGGCCCUGGCAGAUGUCUUACAGAGCUCCAGACACUCUCAACCAAUCUCCCAGCCCCCCGACGUAACCAACAAUGCUAAGAGCACUAGACAAGCAGACCGUGUCGGUCAUUACGUCCCCUCCCACAUAUCAUCUGUCAGAAUGAACAAUUCAGGGAACAUCUCAGGCUUGCAGGACGAUGAAAUUCGACAUCAAGGAAAGGUUUCCGCCAAGAUACAGCAAUUACUAAACACAUUGAAGAGACCGAAAAGAAAACCAUUAAACGAGUUCUUUGUUGAAGAUGAUGAUGCUUUAGAAACCCCCACACCAGACCCUAACGCACCAAAACCAGAAGGCAGUAUUAUGUCACCAUUUCCCGGAGAGCAGCUUGUGAUUCCCACAGGUUUGCCUCGUAAUUUAGAAUCAGCAUUACAACGAUACGGGUCGUCUUCGUACAAAUCUAAUGCCGUGACAGUUCUUGACCAGAAUGGAAAACCAUCCCUUACACUUACAUAUGGAAAACUGCUGGCCAGAACCCAGAAGAUUGCUUACAACAUGUUACAGAAAACAGGCCACAAAGGGGAAGGGGGAAUCAAACCCAAUGACAGGGUGGCCCUUGUAUAUCCAAACAAUGACCCUAUCUCAUUCAUCAGUGGAUUUUAUGGCUGUUUACAAGCGGGAGUGGUCCCAGUACCAGUGGAAGUCCCAUCAUCUAGGAGGGAUGCAGGAGGACAGGGUAUAGGUUUUUUAUUGGGCAGUCUCAACGUGAGGUGGGCAUUGACAUCAGAAGCGUGUCACAAGAGUUUAGCCAAGACUGCAAGUGGGGAAGUUGUACAGUUCAAAGGUUGGCCAAAACUCAGCUGGCUAGUCACUGACAAUAUACACAAGUCUUCAAAAGAUUGGCAGCCCCCUCCGAAACAGUCAGAAGACAUUCCUGCUUAUGUAGAAUACACACAGAGUAAGGAGGGCAGUACUGUGGGGGUGACAGUAACCAGAAGUGCCAUGUUGUGUCACGCCAGAACCCUCAGUCUGGCCUCAAACUACACAGAGGGUGAAGUUAUGGUCUGUGUUUUAGAUUUUAAGAGAGAUGUGGGUCUUUGGCACGGUAUAUUAUGUAGUGUGUUUAACGGCAUGCAUGUGAUAUUUAUUCCAUACUCCUUGAUGAAAGUUGAUCCAGCUUCCUGGAUGAAAAUGAUAACCAAAUACAAAGCUUCUAUAGCCAUUGUGAAGUCUAGGGACAUGCAUUGGGGACUUCUGGCACAGAAGGAUCACAAGGACAUUAGUUUUGCCUCCCUGAGGCUUUUAUUAGUAGCAGAUGGAGCUAACCCAUGGUCUUUAACUUCUUGUGAUGCAUUCCUGAACUUAUUCCAAAGUAAGGGAUUAAAACCAGAGGCCAUUUGUCCUUGUGCCAGUUCCUCAGAGGCAUUAACUGUGUCAAUAAGAAGGCCUGGUCGAUCUAGCGUUAGUGCGACUGGUCGAGGCAUUUUGUCCAUGCAGGGUCUAAGUCAUGGAGUAGUAAGAGUGGACACCGAAAAUAGCUUAACUUCACUGACGUUACAGGACUGUGGACAAGUGAUGCCUGGAGCUGUUAUGAUAGUUGUGAAGACUGAAGGUCCCCCGAUUCUGUGUCAGACGGACGAGGUUGGAGAACUCUGUCUUUUUUCGGGUUACACAGGGGUCAGUUACUGGGGACUGCAGGGAAUUACCUCCACCACCUUCCAGGUUCAACCACAACACCCAGAUGGAAGUGUGAUUGGGGAUAAAAAAUACGUCAGAACGGGACUGCUAGGAUUUCUGGGGCCGGGUGGAUUGGUGUUUGUGUGUGGGAGUAAGGAAGGCCUGAUGACAGUUUCAGGUCGUCGCCAUAACACUGAUGACAUCAUCGCUACCGUGCUAGCUGUGGAACCCAUGAAAUUCAUUUACAGAGGAAGAAUUGCUGUAUUUUCUAUUUCGGUUUUGAAAGAUGAGAGGAUUAUAAUCAUCGCUGAGCAGCGUCCAGACUGCACGGAGGAAGAGAGUUUCCAGUGGAUGAGUCGUGUACUGCAAGCGGUCGACAGUAUCCACCAAGUGGGCGUGUACUGCCUAGCUCUAGUCCCACCCAACUACUUACCCAAGACACCACUAGGUGGCAUCCAUUUACCGGAAACCAAGAAAAAGUUCCUGGAGGGUUCUCUUCAUCCUGCCAAUGUCCUUAUGUGUCCACACACGUGUGUCACAAACCUUCCCAAGCCCAGGGAGCACAGACCAGACUAUUUGCCCCCCAAAGCAGUACGGAAUGUCACUCCAUCAGCAGUUCAUGUUGGAAACAUUGUACAGGGAGCCCGCAUGGCCCAGGCCCAGGGCCGUGAAUUGGGCGGUACCGAGGACGAAUCGGACACUGCCCGUAAACACAUGUUUUUAACUGAAAUCCUUCGCUGGAGGUCACAGACUACACCAGACCAUACUGUGUUCACACUGCUCAACUCCAAGGUUCAGCCCCAGAUCCAGAUGUCCUGUUCGCAGCUCCACAAGCGAGCCGAGAGGAUUGGCUGUAUGCUGAUGGAGAAAGGCAAGCUUAACACUGGGGACCACGUGGCUCUCAUUUACCAUCCAGGUGUAGACUUGAUAGCAGCAUUUUAUGGGUGUUUGUAUGUGGGCUGUGUCCCGGUCACCAUCCGCCCCCCACACCCCCAGAACAUUGCCACUACCCUCCCGACAGUCAAAAUGAUUGUAGAAGUUAGCAAAUCCUCGGCCAUUCUUACCAACAGUAUUGUACAUAAAUUACUCAAAUCCAAGGAAGCAACACAGAUUUUAGAAUCCAAAUCCUGGCCCACAAUUUUGGACACGGAUGAUCUCCCAAAAAAGAAACUAGCAGCCAUUUAUCGAGCCCCCACCCCAGAAAUGAUAUGUUAUCUGGACUUCAGUGUGUCAACCACGGGGAUGCUUGCAGGGGUUAAGAUGUCUCACGCCUCCUCCACAGCUCUUUGCCGUUCUAUCAAGUUACAGUGUGAAUUGUACCCCUCCCGGGAUGUCACCCUGUGUCUGGAUCCAUACUGUGGACUCGGAUUUGUCCUAUGGUGUCUCUCUAGUAUAUACUCUGGUCAUCAUUCCAUACUAAUAGCUCCAUCAGAGGUGGAAACCAACCCAGCUGUGUGGCUUACUGCCGUCAGUAAUUAUAAAGUGCGGGACACUUUCUGUUCGUAUGGAGUGAUGGAAUUAUGUACCAGGGGCUUGGGGACAUCAACUGCUGCAUUAAAGCAAAGGGGGAUAAACCUGUCCUGUGUGCGCACCUGUUGUGUGAUAGCAGAGGAGCGGCCCAGGAUCCAGCUCACCACGUCUUUCACUAAGUUAUUUGCUAAUCUGGGAUUGACCCCAAGGUCCGUCAGCACCAGUUUUGGCUGCAGAGUCAACCUGGGAAUGGCAUUACAGGGAGCUUCAUGCCCUGACCCUACUACUGUGUAUGUGGACAAGCGAGCCAUGAGAAAUGACAGAGUGACUUUGGUGGAGAAGGGGAGUCCUCACAGUCUGUGUAUCAUGGAGUCAGGCAAGUUGUUGCCAGGUGUCAAAGUUGUAAUAGCCAAUCCAGAAACAAAGGGGCAGUGUGCUGACUCUCAUCUAGGAGAGAUUUGGGUGAACAGUCCCCACAAUGCAUCUGGCUAUUACAUGAUAUAUGGUGAUGACUCGCUCCAUGCUGAGCAUUUUGACUCUCAUCUGGCCACGGGCGACACCUCAUCACAGUAUGCCAGGACUGGUUUCCUUGGAUUUGUCCGCCGGACAGAGCUAACCCAGAGUGAUGGAGGUUGGAAGAUUCUUUACAAUUUCUCUCCUGGAUAUAAUGUCAUUUUCACAGAGACCAAAAGAAUGCUAAUAUACAUGUAUCUUUACUCUGUGAAUUUAUGGACAAUGUACGGUUGUUUUUCAGGGAGACACGAUGCCAUAUUUGUUGUGGGUGCAUUAGAUGAGACCGUGAUGUUAAGAGGAAUGAGGUACCAUCCCAUCGACAUAGAAACAAGCGUUGUCAGAUGUCAUCGCAAGAUCUGUGAAUGUGCUGUGUUUACAUGGACAAAUUUAUUGGUUGUGGUUGUGGAGCUUGAAGGAAAUGAAAACGAAGCUCUAGAUUUGGUUCCCCUGGUAACCAACGUAACAUUAGAGGAACACUACUUGAUCGUAGGGGUGGUAGUUGUGGUGGAUCCAGGCGUUAUUCCAAUUAAUUCACGGGGAGAAAAGCAAAGGAUGCAUCUAAGGGACGGAUUCUUGGCUGACCAGCUGGACCCAAUCUACGUGGCUUACAAUAUGUAAAUUAUUAUGCAAGAACAACUAUUGGUGCAGCUUUGCUGUUGUGAGUCGUGGAGAAGUGCUAUAAAUUAGAAGGUCGUUAUGAGGCAUAGGGGAGUGCUAAUUAGAGGACUGGUGUUAAAGAAGCAUGCCAGUGCAAAGUGAAGUCGGUGUGUGUCCUGUAUGCGUAUAAAUUGUUGUUAUAUCCCUUUCCUGAAGAAAUUCCAUUUUUCCCAAGUAGUCAAUCAAUUAUUUUGUAGUUUAUACCUGUGAAAGUGUGCGUUAUUAUGUAAGAUGUAUAAUAUAUGUAGUAAGUGCUGCUUUCUGAUCUGCUACGUAUAGCAUUUUAUUAUACAUAUAGAAAUGUGUAUCCAUACAAUGGAAAAAUAUUCAUUAGAGAAUGUAAAUUAAGUAAUGGGUGUGAAAAAAUCAGUACAGAUAUGUGAUACCUGUAGAUUAGGUUAUAGAUCGAGAUUUAUCAUGCUCACUAUUUUCUUUAUGCUUCGUUGUAGAGAUCGUGCGGAAUUGAAAUUUGUAUCAAAGCUUAUUGAUGCUGCAGAAUUCGGUUCAGUAGCCUUUACAUAAAAGUUUCACUGUAUUCACUGAAAUUAAGAUUUAAUUCUUCUUGUCAGUCUUGACGGGUAUGCAUCAUUAGACCAGAAAAAUCUUCAUACUACUCGCAUCAGUAGAGUUACAUACAACAGAAAAACAGUCUCUACCUACGGUAUUCAUCAAGUUCUUACUUUUACAGUCAAAUGCAAUAUCAAAUCAUUUUAUCAAUGACAUGUAGGCUCUUUUGUAUAUUUGGUUCUAUUUUUAAUAUGCUGUGAAGAAACAUUGUAUACUGAACUAUGAAUUUAUGUCUCAAAACUGAAGAAUGUAGAUUUUUAUUAACAGUAAAGCUCAUUAUAUCUAUUAUUAGUAUAAAUAUUCAGAUGUUGAAAUACCAAUUUUAACGAAUGAUUGAGAUUAUAUGUCUGUAUUAAUCAACAUGACAGAGGUGCAAUAUAUGAUUUAACAAAUAUUUGGUUAGUCCAGAGCAGAGUUUUUAUAUGUUGGAUGAGCAGGUUUUAGGAGAGGGAUAAAGGAUGGGGUACUAUAGGAUACUCUCGAUAUGAAAACUCGGCUGUGGACAGCUAAAUAGUUACAUAAUGUACAUAUAACAAUACAGAAAGGCUAGUGUGUUGAUUGAAUGAUUAGAUAAAUUAUUCAUAUCCUAUACACUCGUGUUUUGUAACAAAUGUUUGUCUUUAGCUUGAAUGUGAUAGAAAUGGAAGAUGUUCCUUUAAAUCUAUAUAGGUAACCAGGGGAAGUAAUAUACUAUCAGUUACUGUUUUUAUUUAUUUGAAUUGUACACAGUGUAUUGAGCUGUAUGUGGUGUAUCAAAAAUGUGUCAUUCUAAUUAGUCUGAAAAGUAGACAACAAAGGUAGAAGUAAUCCAGUUUAAUCCAGUUCUGUUGGUUGUAAAACCAGAUUCGGACAGCUUUAUAAGUUGUAUGUACUCGGCAUUUGUAAUUCUGUGGUACUCGAGGAAUUAAUUUCUAGUCAGAGUGAAAAUCCUGUAAAAUCUCGCCAAUGCUGGAGAAUUUCAGCAAUAUGUCUUCAUUUGUAUCCAUAUUUCACUUCCUAAACAUUUUUAGGAAAACAAAUUUCAAUUUCAAUUGAUGCCUUUCAAAUAAACCUGCCACAUGGCUUCAUGACAGUUUGAAUUGGGCUGUGAAUGAGUGACGAAGAUAUCAGUACUUUGUGUAAAGUAGGUAAAUAAAUGUUAAUUAUGUAUUAAUUCUUUUAUGAUUCAACUUUUUAAUGCUUAGCAAGCACAUUUUAGUGUAGAAAUUCUACCCUACACAAACAUACCUACCUUUUGUUGAUUAUGCACACCACCCAGACCGUGUUAAGAGAAUUAGGCCGUUUCAUGUUUAUUUUGUGUUUACUACUGUUAACAGCUGAAUUGUCUGCUUGUUUGUAUGACUUUUGAUAAUACAUAUGUUUGUUUCUUCUUUUUAUAUGGCUCUGUAUGAAGUAAAAGGUCUUAAACAAGUAAAUUUUACAAACUUCGUA